GGUGCUCUCCGACAGAGAACAGUACAGGAUCCAGGGAAUGCAAAUCUACCAAACCAUUCAAGGCGUGGUAUUCAGGCGUAGGUUCUGAGGUGACAGUUGGAUGGAUAGUAGAGAGGAGGCUGAAGCUGUGGAGGUCUGGCCGUGAAGGAAGCUGAGAUCAUGCGAAGCCCUCAGAGGAUGCUUAGCACCGGGGUGAGGAGGUCACUUCUGGGAGGACCACUUUUGAAUGUCGUGUGAAGGUGUGCGAUUAAAAGCAGAGGAGCGGGAGGCAGAAAAAAAACUGCGAGCGCCCACGAUAUGAAAAAACAGGACUGCCGAGAGGAGUGAUGACCAGUGAUCUUUGCUCAGGCUGGAUGUUGAAGCUCAUGCCUCAGGACACCUACCGAGAACAGUGCACCAGCUACUGGGACCAGCUUUCCAUCUACUUAGUGCCCCUCUGUGCCUGAACCGCUAAAGCCAGCCAACCACAAAUGGCUACCCAAAGGAAACACUUGGUGAAAGAUUUCAAUCCUUACAUCACCUGCUAUAUCUGCAAAGGCUAUCUGAUCAAGCCAACAACCGUGACAGAAUGCCUCCACACAUUCUGUAAGACCUGUAUUGUCCAGCACUUUGAAGACAGCAAUGAUUGUCCGAGGUGUGGCAACCAAGUUCAUGAAACAAAUCCAUUAGAAAUGUUGAGGUUGGAUAAUACAUUGGAGGAAAUUAUAUUUAAGCUGGUACCUGGACUACGAGAACAAGAACUUCAGCGUGAAUUGGAAUUUUGGAAGAAAAAUAAACCUCAAGAAAAUGGACAAGAUGACGUGUCAAAGGUUGACAAAUCUAAAGCAGAUGAAGAAGGUGACGAAAACCAAGAUGAUAAGGACUACCAUAGAAGUGACCCACAAAUUGCUAUCUGUCUGGAUUGUUUACGAAAUAAUGGGCAGUCAGGGGACAAUGUAGUGAAGGGUCUCAUGAAGAAAUUCAUUCGAUGUUCUACACGAGUUACUGUAGGAACUAUUAAAAAAUUUCUAAGUUUAAAACUAAAACUUCCAAGUUCUUAUGAGUUGGAUGUGCUGUGCAAUGGUGAAAUUAUGGGGAAGGAUCAUACUAUGGAAUUCAUCUAUAUGACACGAUGGCGACUAAGAGGAGAAAAUUUUCGCUGUCUGAACUGCUCAGCCUCGCAAGUCUGCUCUCAGGAUGGCACUUGGUAUCAGUCGUACCCUAUGGUAUUGCAGUAUCGACCAAGAAUUGACUUUGGGUAGGCCGGGCCCAGACUGCACUGAAUGAACCUGCACUGUUUGUUUACUCGUCGGCAGAUUGCACAGUGAGCGGUGUGUGGACUUGAGCGACACGACCUGAUUUUCAGCAUGCACAUAAGGCCAUUGUCUGUCUCGACAGUGUCAGUUUCCUUCAUGUUGUUUCUACUAGGAGCAAUCCAAGUGCCCUUCUGCUACUGACCAUCUGCAUAAGAUAUUCGUCUCGUCUCACAGUGUGCAAAGCACGGCUGAAAUCAGCCAGGAGUACAGCCGUGACUCUGCUUUUCAAUGUUUUGCUUGCCUGUUGCAAGAUUGUUCUAAUGUUAAUUACACUAGUAAAAUGGCUCAAUCCUUGUGGUGUUGCAGUUUUCACAUACUUAAUACUUUUAUUCUUGUUAAAAUAGAGUACUGUACAAGAACUAGUAUAAUUAUAUCUUGAAAUUAUUUUGUAUAAAAAUAUAUUUAGAAAAGUGGUUUCUGAGCCACUGUCCUAUUCUUGGUAAACUUUUAUGUAAAAAAGAAUAAACAGCCAAAAAAAAAAAAAAAAAACCAAAAUGCCAGCUCAUUCUUGAGUGUGCAAGUCCUUUUGUGAAGAAUUCCAGUUAUCUUUUGACCAGAGCACAUUACAAUUGGAGCUAUCCUGAAUGUCUGGGUAGUCUCUACCAUUGCACAGGAAGGCGUGUUAGCCCUUCACAUUGAAAACGUAUGUGACUUGGACAACUGAAGUUCAUAAUGUUGGCAGCUGAUCAUAUUGAUGUCUAAUAAAAUUAAUGUGUGAGUAUGUUAAUGUUUGUUACUGUCUUAGGGCAAGUGGGUGUUGCUUUACAAAACUCCAUUUGUUGUCUAGCCCGUGGUGUGUGUGUGUGUGCAUUAUGGCAUUGUUGAUGCCGUUUUGUGAAAGCAUUGUUUCUUUUAAGUUGGCCUUAGGCAUGUGUUGUGGCAUGCAGAGGGUUAUGUAUAAUGGUUUUAAAUACUAGGAUUUUAGAUUAUGUUCGCUCAUUUAUGGAUUUCCAAAAUCUCAAGUUACUGAUCCAGAUUGUUAGCUGCAUAUCACAUUUCCAAACCAUACCCACAAAAUAAAUGCUAUAUAAUAGAUGAAUAUUCUAACCAAAAUUGGUGGUUUCAGGAUAUUUUAUUUUAGAUACUGUAGUAAACAGGAAGUGGGAUUGUUUUAACUGUGAGUUCAUUAAAGGUGAGUGUAGUAGAAGUCAGAACUAUGAUGAUGUCCUUGAUAAUGACAGUUUGGUUAAGUCUUCCACACAUAUGAAAUUAGCCUGCAAGUCAGGGUCCUCUGUUAUCUUACUACAUGAAAAACAUUUUAGAUCUUGUCAAAUCCAUAGUUGAAAAGAAAACUGUGAAACAUGUCUGUUGGUUGCUUUGAAACAAGUUAACUUCUGACAGGUGGGGGAAAAUAGGAAAAAUGACUUUUCAGAAAUCUGAUAAGAGCACCGUGUGUUCCACACAUCGUUUUUUAGACUGUGAACACGGGUGCUCUACAUUUCCCAGUAAAAUACUUCACAAGCUGAUGCUUUCUGAAUUUCAGAGUGCUUCGUAGAAAUAAAACAUCGUACAGCUCUAAGAAAUAUACAAAGUGAAGCUCAAUCUUGGAGUAUUUCAUAAUUUUAAAAGGCUGAAUGUUUAUGGUUUUUCCUUACAUCUUUUUUCAAGUCAAAAGCUGCAUUAGAAGGCCAUAGCAACUCUUUAACUUCAGGUUGUUAUAGAUUGGCUGUUUCUGGAAGAACUCACGAGCAGGAUUUAAAAGAUAGUUGAUUUACUCUAAAGUUUAGACCAUUAUGCUUGACCAAAAAACUGAAUCUAUUAUCUAACUACAGAAAUUAUUUUGAUGUUUUGUAAAACCUAGUUCCUAGUUAUCUCUAAGAAAAUUUUAAAGAUACUACAGUUUGUCACAUUUAGAUAAGUGUAUUUUAAAUAUGAAGGUUAAUUUUAAUUAACUUAGUCAAAAUCAAUUUUGAAAACCAAACACUAAGACUUGGCUAUUUCGCUCCUCAUCAAGACGUAAGGCCAUAGGUGAAUUUUAUAUACAAGGUCUCUUUAAAUUUUGCUUGUUGCCUGAUCACAUGUUAUGACUAUUUUCCAAGGAUACAUAGGAAAUAGUUAUGAAAGAAAGCAGCUUUAUGAAAAGUUCCUUUAUUUAACAUUAUGCAUUGACACUUUCACUGAGAUGUAAUAGACUGUGUGCCAAAACAUACCAUUAAGGAUGGCUGAUGUCACAUGGGACCAUGAGUAAUGUGGUGGUGCUAGUGGAAUCAGGCUUUUUCAGUUAGCCUCCUCUGGUAUAUCAGCCAAGUGUAGACCACUUUCUUGUCUGGUGUGACAUGCACCAAAUUCCCAGUUAGUUGCCCUUGUAAGGAACCCAGUGUAGGAAACAUGAGCAGGCACUGUUUGUGGCCGACUUUGCAUGUACAGGGUUGCUUAACUAAACUCUGUAGAAUAGCCCUGAAUCCAUACACUCAAGAGUAAAGGAACGUUAGUCUUCAAUCUGUUGUCCCUUAAGCAAUAAACUAAAGAACUCUACUCCAGAAAAGAUUUUGUUACCUGUUUUACCUGCCUUAAAAAUCAGCCCUAAAGAAAGGGGCCAAGGAAUCUUGAACAUAAAGAAUGCCUGUGGUCUGUAAGAAUCACUUCAAAUUGCAGUGAUCACGUAAGUUAAUAGAGAAAGAAAAUGUCCUUUUCUCAGGCCUAAAAAUUAAACUAAAAGGUUCGUUGAUGAGAUUAUAUGAAGUCUGAGGUUUGGGUAACUAGAGUAAUGUUAACUGUUAAGCUUUACUGACUAUGUAAAAGAAAGUGCCUCGUUGCUAAAGUGCGUUUCUGUUUUAGGUUACCUGCAUAAGUCUCCAGUUAUCUGUACCUGUCUCAUAAAUGGCUUCAUAUCUAAGUGGGUACUUAAAAGCUAAAGUCUUUUUCAAAGAGUUUUGUAUCACCAAAGACAUUUUAUUGUUAAUAACCAUGUUGGAGACAGUUUGGGCAGUUCAGAAGAUGGAAACUAGUAGAUGACCUGACGGUAAAUAGUAGUAACCUUGAUUGCUUACUAAACAUUGCCAAUGAAGGCACUGCAGUUCAAGUUCUUGGUAGGAUGAGUCAAAUGCCUCUUUUGCUACAGUCAGCGUAUUUCCCUUCAAAUACGUUCUUUUUUUUUUUUCAGCUCCAUGUGGUAGACCUUAGAAAAUCCUCAAAUAUGAGAAAGAAAACAAAUAUCCUCCCCAAUGAAAAGUGGGAGAAAAGGGAACCUAGAAAAUUGAGAUUUUAAAUUUUAAGAAGCCUUUUAUUCCAUAGAGGUGGUAUGAAGGAGAGUAUGCCUGUUUUGCUCCUGGGUUCUUAGUAAAAUGUGCAGUUUUGUUGAAGACAGGCUUUAGUAGAAGUGCUGACAGGCCUGCCUCUGUAGAGCACAGAACAUUCUACUGGAUUAACAGAAGUGCUUUUGCUAUUUUUAAAAGCAAAAUUCCAUAAGGGCCUGUGAUAGUUUUUUAUUUAAAAGUGACUCUCUUUCUCAGCAGCCACUUUAUUGUUAUUAAACUUAGCCCUGUGGCCAAAUAUUGACAGUGGAGCACUGAAAACUGUCCCAGUAUGCCAUUCUUUCUCUGGGGUUGAUGGUCUGCUCUGGACCACCGCUAAGGUAAACUCUACCUGAGGUAGACCAUCUGCAGAGUGGAUGAAACAGCCCCACAGUCCUGUGUUGCCUGGUCUGCAAGCACUGUGCAACUGAGCUAUAUCCCUCAUCCAUUCCUCUGAUUGGAUUAGGAGUUCUCUAGAAAUCUACCCUUUAUAUCAAUAAAAAAGUCAGUAUGAAUUUGCCAAAUCUUUUCUAGAUUAGAAUCAUAAAAACUUGAAGUGCUGUUACGGUUGUUUUCAGUAUGUAAAUCCUCUGAAGAGCAAUAAGGGACAUGGCAUGUCUGCUAGGUCUACUGCUUCAGGAGUUGUUGAACAGUGUCAGGGUCACUAAAGACUCAGAAGCCCUCAGAGCACAGGGUCACCACUUGUUUGGAUUUACUUGAUGGACUUUGCUCAGUGUCUUCUGAUUGAAAACAGGAGAUUAAGGUACAAUACAAUGCCAGUAGACAGUAGGGCUUUCGUUGUGUUAAGCCGUGGUGUUUCUCGGGUCAUUUGAAAGUCUUUCUCUUCCUAGAAUAUGAUUUUCACAAAGAGCAAGUUUACAUCAUCAUGUUUUCUAGUAGAAUUAAAAUGUUUGGGCACUAUUUCAGAAAAUGAUAAAAAUUAAACGUUUCAAAAGAAUUGCUUUAAAUUUUCAUGCAGAUGUGUCUAACCUCAUCUACUUUUCCAUGAUUCAAAAUGGCGGCUUCCCAGAAAUGUGUUUUCAUCUUAAUUGUCUUUGAAUCUAGAAUCAGAUGUAACAGAUGUGUUAAAUACUAGGCCUAGUUUUCUUUGGUCUUGUAGCACAAAUGAAGACUAACCAUUCUGAGGGCAUCUCUACACAGUCUGGUGUAUUGACAUGGGACCAGGAGCAGCUCUUUCUACAUAUGUGUCUGUUUGGAGGUCACCCUGGCACUGUUGAAGGCCGAUUUUCUUUUGCAGUCUUUUUCAGAAUGGGGUGGGGGCCUAAGUGUCCUUAUGAAGCUGUGGUCCAGGACAAGAGCGUGGGGUGGGGGGUAUGUGUUCCUUCACUUUCCUGUGUCUGGUAACUCAACAGCAAUCAUUUCUUAGAAUAGCCCUCACAGUAAAUCUAGCACAAUAUAUUGUAAAGUUAUGUUGCUAAUUUUAUUUUGAAAUACAAAAUAUUUUAAGCUUUUUGUCAAAAGUGAUAACAUCUUAAUACAAAUAAAAACCUUUUUGUGGUUGUAAGAUUUAGCUUAUGAAUCAUUCAAAUUGAAGUGAAAGAAUUACCAGGUCAUUGUUAAUGACUUAGUCUAUUAAGAAUCUAUGUAUUUUUGUAAAGGAAAAGCACUUGUAGAUAUUUAAUCAGUACAAGGUCUAUGUCUGUUUUGCAGAAAGAAAAUGCUGCUUAGAGAUUCUCUUUAAAUAUUUUUUAUUUUUGUGCUCAUGUAUUUUCUGUUGAUCUAUGGAAUGUUCUGUAUAAAACUGUAUGACUGUACUGGUGAGCUGGAUACAUUUUUUUUAAUUCUGGUCUUAGCCAUGUAUAUUUGACCAUGUUGAAAAUAGUAUCUUUGUUAUUAAAUUUUUGAUUGCAUAUUUA
This is a messenger RNA of Peromyscus californicus insignis, 6405 nucleotides long. RefSeq names its product polycomb group ring finger 5 (gene Pcgf5). The transcript is spliced from 10 exons. The record is from RefSeq and is a predicted model, not a curated record. Gene Ontology annotation, biological process: regulation of transcription by RNA polymerase II. Lineage: Eukaryota; Metazoa; Chordata; Mammalia; Rodentia; Cricetidae. Gene Ontology annotation, cellular component: PRC1 complex. The coding region runs from base 471 to 1241 and encodes 256 amino acids.